Messenger RNA from Vespa crabro (European hornet), 1782 nucleotides. RefSeq names its product cilia- and flagella-associated protein 61-like. The transcript has 10 exons. Lineage: Eukaryota; Metazoa; Arthropoda; Insecta; Hymenoptera; Vespidae. The record is from RefSeq and is a predicted model, not a curated record. Bases 301 to 1782 code for a protein of 493 amino acids.
GUACGCACAGCAUCAGUUGCUCCUCUUCCCCCCCCCCGUCUCUCCUUUCUCACUAUAUAUUAUUACUUACUGCACGUUCGAACUUGAAAUCUCAAAUGUCAGUCGUGUGCGUACUUUGAACGAGCGAGGGUUGUGUGGUGUCUCUGACGACUUCAAAAGCUGUUUAGAACGAACGAACGAACGAAGAUAAACAGCAUCGAUGAUAUUAAAGAAAAUGGAACGUUGUUCGUUCAUUGUCUUGUUUGGGACGAUCGUUAUACUGAAAAUUUUUUCGAGUGUCUUCUUGUCGCUUUAUUCGACAUGGACGUCCAUUGUUUUAACGUUAUUUUAGUGCUUCCACCUCAAAUCGAACCAGAAAAUUCUUUCACAAAUCACAUGAUCAGAAUAGUUCCAAUUAAUUUCAAGGAUACUUUUUUAGUACAAACUUUGUACAUAAGUACACGAUACAGUAUCAUUCCAAGAUUAAAGAUUCGUCGUGCUGUAGAGGAAGAUAAUGACGACAUAAUACCGAUAAUCGACGCAGACUCGUCCUAUGUGAAGGAAUUGUACGGGGAGUAUUACAUAAGCGAAAUGACUCGAUAUCCGGACGGUCACCGUCAUUUAAUCGUAUCCGAGGACGACAAUGGUUUAGCUACCGGAGUGAUCUGCGUUAAUUCGACAAUCGAUGUCGAUCUUUUAAAUGAGAAUUUUGAAUUGACUAUUUAUGGUGGACUUAGGAAAACCCAUGAAACAGAUCAGGAUCGGAAGAUAUUAAGAAAAAAUGCAAGCGAGAUUUUAUCCAACAUUUUUGCUGACAAAAUUUUCCAGGAUAUAUUCUUAGACAAGUUGAAAUAUGAGCAAAAAUCAAAUGCAAUCGAUGAGGAUAAACUUGAGAUUGAAAUGAGUUUCGUGGAUGAUGAAAUUCCUAUAAAUAGUUCGAAAAAUGUAGAAUCUAUCAAUAUAAGAAUAGAUGCAGAAUAUCAAACUGUUGAUAAUGAAAUCGAAGAAAUUGGAAAGAAAUCGUUUUCUAAAGAAAAAAAACACGUCCGUAUCAGUGACGUUGUUUACGACGAUGAACUAACUCUAAAUAAAGAAAAAAAUUCAAAAAAUACGAAUGAAAUCCAAUCAUCAUUACGUAAAACAUCAUUGAAGAAAGAAAUUUCUUAUCAAGAAUCGAAAAAUAAAGAUGCUCUGGAAUUUAUUAAGAAUACCGAACAAAAUGAUAGAUCGUCGAUUUCUAAUCAGUUCAAUGUUAACAUUAUGUUCGAAGAUGCGAUACUUCAAGUACCAAAGAUACAUCAGGGAACAUCGUUGAAUUUCGUCGAAUUAGAACCGACUCAUAUGAAACAAGAUAUUUUGAUGGAUUCCGUUUAUCAAGGCGAAAUUAAUGCAUUCGUUGUAGAGAUUUUUGCUGUACGAAAAGAUAUUGGUAAUCGUGGGACGCGAGAAUUUUUGGAAGCUGCUUUUGAAUGUUUCCCUGAUUUAGAUUACUGUGUAUUACUUUUACCAUCAGCUUACUCAUACUUUUCCUUUUUGGAACAAUUCAUGCGCGUACCAUUGAGGUAUAACAAAGACUUUCCUAUGUCUUUGUACGUGGCUCACAAGGCAAUGCUUUUCGGAGAAAUUCGAUCUCACAAAGCUGAUUUAUCCGAUCAAGCUGAAGUGAAACAAUUUUUAAUUGACAUUCCAAAAAGCAAGAAGAUAAUGGAAGAUUUUUAUCGAGCUGUAAAUCAAAAUAAUAACGAUGUUUAUAGUUAUAUUUUCACAUCUGAUAAUAUUAUCAUUGGCUUAGCUAUUCAUUGA